Molecule: messenger RNA, 511 nt
Organism: Caenorhabditis angaria
Lineage: Eukaryota; Metazoa; Nematoda; Chromadorea; Rhabditida; Rhabditidae
Source: the annotation of a GenBank genome assembly
AUGCUACAAGAAGAUUGCGCCAAAAAAAUUGGUGCAUCAAUUUUUUUACUCGUGAUUUCAUCAGUGGUUUUAUAUCAAUCAUGUCGAAGAGCAUCAACUAUUUAUUUUUUCGAGGUACGUGGCAUUUUUUGGCUCCAAAAUUACUGUAAGAAACUUUUCCAGCUUGACACAACUACAGUAAUUUUCAUGGAAAAAACGCAUGCCGUUGUUUUUCCGCUGAUCUUAUCGAUUUUGUUGUUUUUUGUAUAUUUGGGAACGAAACGAAGUGUUGAAAUACAAAAUGAACGAAAUUUGGAGAUUCAGAGGGUCAAGGUUUGUGACUGAAAAUUACUGUUUUUAAAUGAAAAAUCCAAAUUUUCAGAGCUCAUCUGCUCUAAAUUCUCGAAAAGUUUCACGCGAAAAAAUUCCAAGUCGAAAAAUGUCGAUUUGUGAAGAUUUUGAUACUCAGGCAAGAAUCAAGCGACUUUUAUCGGAUAUUGAAGAAGAGGAAAAAAUGUCGAGAAAAAAAUGA